Molecule: messenger RNA, 2765 nt
Organism: Mustela lutreola (European mink)
Lineage: Eukaryota; Metazoa; Chordata; Mammalia; Carnivora; Mustelidae
Gene: SRRD
Product: SRR1 domain containing
Exons: 9
Coding region: 49-1134 (361 amino acids)
Biological process (GO): microtubule-based process
Cellular component (GO): cytoplasm; nucleus
Source: RefSeq, a predicted model, not a curated record
GGCGCGUGUGGAUGACGUCCAGGGGCGCGCCCGUGACGUCAGAGGGUCAUGGCGUCCGCGGCGUUGGAACCCUGGCAGGCUGCGGCUCUGCGAAGGAAAAGACGCUCAGCGGAGCGGCGACCGCGGGGCAGGGAGGUGGCCCUGCGGGACCUGGAGGCCCAGCCUGAGGUGGACUGCGGAGUUGUGCUGCGUCGCAUCCGGGAGGCCGGGAAGGACCUGCUUCUGUCUGAUUUCUGGAGUCUGGCACUAGAAACCAUCAACAGUUGUCUUACAAAACAUCUGGAACAACUGAAGGUCCCUGAGGGGACUCUUUCGGAAGCUCUCAGAAACCUGCAUCUUGACUCCUCGCCAAAUGAGUCUGCUGUGACACCUGGCUUCAUCACAGGGGAGAACCAAGUCCCAGGAACCUGCUGUUGGAAGUGUGUAUGUUAUGGCAUUGGAAACUUUGCCACCUGUGUCAUAGCUAGACACCAGCUCACAUUUCUGCUUCUCUUCCUGGAAAAGUGCCAGAUCCCCAGGAGGCACUGCUGGGUGUAUGACCCUCUGUUUAGCCAGCUAGAAAUUGCAGUUCUGAAGAGCCUUGGUGUGACUGUUCUCAGUGAGAACGAGCUCCUGGUUUUCUCCAGAGGUGCUGCUGUCACGGAUGUAGACGUCAGUCUAAGGCGUGUGGCCUGGCUUGGUACACAGGAAGGAAGACGGAGCAUCCACGGCGAGCCCACCAUCUUCUACAUGCCCCACUGCGGCACAGCCCUAUACAACAACCUUUUGUGCAGUAACUGGUCAGUGGAAUCCCUUGCCAAGAUGCUCAUCAUUGGGAACAGCUUCAGAGGACUCGAGGAGAGAUUGCUGGCAAGGAUUCUACAGAAAAAUUAUGCCUACAUCACAAAGGUUUUAAAAGGACUGGAGGAGCUUGAGCUGCCUGAGACUUCACAGUACAUGGAUGUAUUUAACGAUACCUCCAUCCACUGGUUCCCUGUACAGAAGCUACGACGACUCCCCACAGACACUUGGGCUUUCCGGGAAGAACCAGACUACCAGGACUGUGAGGACCUUGAAAUCAUCAGGAACAAGAGAAGAGCUCCCUCAGCUGCUGACCAGAACUUGCCCUGGCAGGGCAGCUGUCCCCAGAGAUGACAGGGAGGGUGGCCGUGUGGGGAGCACCUUUCUUUGUGGCGGGCCAGACUCGAGAGCCCAGAAAAUACACAGUGUGGUUCUCCUCAGCAGAGGACAUGCCACGGAAGGGCUCAGUGUAAAGACUGUCACGCCUUAGCAUUAGCAUUAGGUUUUGUCAUUUCUUGCUGACCUGACCAGGGAUAUCCAUGGAUGGAGAGUAACUAUUUCAGAGGCAGUUUAAAAUCCCGUUUAUUCAUGACCAUGUCUCCUCUCGGGUGCAAGGUCCAGCCUUCCCCCUCUACUUGGCCAUGUCGAUCAGGCUCUGCAGGGAGGUGGGCACCCAGGUCUUCUCACCCUGGACAAACACCACUCCCCGGUCGAUGUAGAUGACGAUGCGGCCAAAGGUGUAGAGCUGCUUCCCUUCGUGUCGCUUCCCGAUGACUGGCAUGAAAACAAUGUUGUGCUCCUCAGCCUUGGUCUCAAUGAGGUCCUUAAAGUUCAUGGGCACAGUGCUGGCAGCCACGCCGAUGCCCCGCUGGGCCAUGUUCUCAGCCUCCCGUCGCUCCUGCAUGGCCUCGUACUGGAAGUCCUUCCUCCGCUCCGUGUGCGUGAGAAACGGUGCUUGGAACCAGGAGCCCUCAAGUGGAAUCCUCACUCACCAACAUUGGAGGACACAGCCCUAUUCAUGAUGUCCAAUGCUUCAUUAAAUUUGUCCUUGACAGAUGGGUGUGCCAGCACUUGGUCUGAGAACAUGGACUUCCAACCCAGGUACCACUUGGUGAUCUCCUCAUAAUUUGGGCUGUUACUGAGCCAAGAGCACAGCACCUGCCAAAAAGAAACAAAUCGGACAUCUGCAUCCACAAUGGUGGCACAUGGGAGCAAAGCUUCCUGUUUGUUUUGAUCGUGGUCCUACAAGGAGAUGUGUGGAGUUUACAAGGGCUGAACAGAAGCUUUCAGAGUAUGACUCCCCACGUGACUCCAAGAAUUUGGAGUCCGUUUGCCAGCUAAGCUCCCUUGAAUGUAAACUCACCAAACCUCAGCCCCUAAAUGACAGGGCUGUGAUGGUCCCCCACAAAGGUGUGGUGUGAGGAGUGGAGAGAACCACAUGAAAUGCUUCGCAUCUGGCUCAUGGCAUAUGUUCAGUAAGUGGUGGCUGCUGGGAUUACUGCUUAUUUUUGUCCUGUGUGAUAGCUUUUGACAGUUACCCAGGGAUCAAGCCCCUGCAGUCUGACCUGGGCAGGAAAUUAAGUGUAAUCUUCCCUACCUCCAUUCCACUCCCCUGCCCCCCCCCCCCCGGAAGCUGCCCCAAAACCACAGCAGAGCAGGCUAUACCUGAAGCCACUUGGGGAAGAAGUGCUUCUCGAGCAGCCCUACCAGGCUAGACACAGAGAUCAUGCCUUCCCAGUCGAUGACCCAGUAAAACGCAUCCAUGUGCUGCUGGUGGGGGUUAAUGACCAAUUCCCCAAGACACAUCCCUGCAAAAGCAACCCAGGCUUUAAGGCAGAGUCCCAGAAGCACAGAGCAAAAUCCUUAUCAGAAAACACUGGCCUAAAUUUGCUUUUAUCCAUCAGUUUUAAGUCCCUGACAUGCCAGUUCUUGAAAACCCUUUUCGUCUCUAACCCAGAAACAAUAAAUACAUAUUUAAAAUCAAA